AUGCCGGCAAAACUGUAGCAUCAUUUCCGACCUGGACAAAUGCGAUUUGUGUACCGGUUAUCUGUACAACUACAAUUGCCUAGAGCGAGAUGAAUGUCUACAUCAGAUUCAUAAUUGCGACUCCAAUGCUGCGUGUACCAACACGGUUAGGUCCUACAACUGCACGUGUAACUCUGGGUUUUACGGUGACGGCAUAUCCUGCAAAGUUGUUACAUGCGCUACUCCAUUAGCGCCUACAUUUGGCAGUUUCUCUCUACCGGCUGGUGUAUCAAGCUUUGUCUAUAACACACUGGGAACAUUUGUCUGCAAUCCCGGCCAUCGCCUUGUCGGCCAUGCCACCACACAGUGUUUAGCCAAUGGUGAUGUCAGCAGCACACCGCCCAUGUGCCAGAACGUCAAUGAGUGUGCAAAUACCACAUUGCAUACAUGCGAUCAAAAUGCGUUGUGUAGUGAUGUGAUUGGAACAUUCAGCUGCAAGUGUAUGGUUGGGUACACUGGCGAUGGACAAGCUGGAAACUGCCACAACAUUGAUGAAUGUUUGCCGGCUAGCCCAUGCCAUGUGGAUGCUAGCUGCAUUGAUAAUGAUGGCGGAUACAUGUGUCUGUGCAAGUCAGGUUACCACGGAAAUGGAACUCAAUGUCAAGUUGUGUGCACAAAUCCCUGGGUGAAAAAGAACAAAGCAUGUGAAUGUAAACCGAGACCAGGCGGACCCAUCUGCACAGAAGUGUGCAAUUGCUUGAAUGAUGGUCAGUGUACUGAAGACGGCACCUGCAACUGCCGGAAAGGUUUCCAUGGAGACCAGUGUCAACAUGCUUUCAAGACAAAGUGCCCGGGCACAAAUAAUGCAAUAUUCACCUGGAUGGCUCUUGCCAGCUUGCCGUGUUAUCCACAUCUCGACUAUGGCAGUUGCCAGAAGAAAACGAACUUCGUGCACGCCCGCGAGAUGUGCGUGAGAAGAGGAUACAACGUCGUAGACUAUAAUUCCUUCACUGGGCUUGGCUUGAAGCUGGGUGUUAGUGACUGCAUAAAAUCAUUGGUGAGCGAGAUGAUGGCUAGACGUAACAGCAGUUACAGCACCCCUCUCAAGAUAUGGACAUCGUACAUGUACUUUGGUCAGCAUGUUAUUUACAAGCAAGGCAAGGACAACUCGAGCGACGCACUAUUUGACAGGGGUGGAAGAGGCAAUCAUGAUGUCAUCUGUGAAGCCAAAUGGCUCCAGGCCAACGGUUCUGUACACGCCGCAGCAACUCCAGCACACAGACCCAGCGUGACUGAGCAGUUCGCAGAGGACGCAUGUCAGGAGUAUGGACAUCAUCUCAUUACCAAGGAGUGGCUAGAAGAACAUGGCCAUGUGUUAACAGAGCGCUGGCUAGAGAAGUUGGCCUUAUUGCAUAAACACCAGCAAGCACCUUACCACGUCGCGUCAAUCCGAGUCAAUGGCCAUUCCCUUUACAGAACCGUAAUGUUUAGCGCGCGAAAGCAGACGUUUCAGAACGCCACAAGCAAAACUCAAGCCCAGAUUCUCUGUGUCAAGACAUGUGAGACCGGUGUUCUUGGACCAAACCUGAGUUGUGUGUGUAACCGCACCUCAACCUAUGGUCAAUAUUGUGAAAAGGCAUGCAAGUGCUUGAAUCAGGGUCAGUGUGAGAACAAAGGUGAAUGCAGCUGCCCGAAAGGAUUCACCGGAGACAAGUGCCAACUCGUUGUGUGUACACAUCCCUGGGUGAAAAAGAACAAAUUAUGCGAAUGUACGACCAGACUAGAUGGACCUAACUGCACAGAAGCAUGCAAAUGCUUGAAUGACGGCCAGUGCACCGAAGAUGGCACCUGCAUCUGCCGGAAACGUUUCCAUGGAGAUCAGUGUCAGAACAGUUUCAAGACAAAGUGCCUGGGUACAGAUAAGGCAAUGUACACCUGGAUGGCUCUCGCUGGCUUGCCGUGUCAUCCACACCUCGACGGUGACAGCUGCCAGAAGAAGACGAACUUGACGCAUGCCCGACAGAUGUGCAAGAGAAGAGGAUACGACGUGGUAGACUAUAAUGCCUUCACAACCCUGUCUCUGGGCGUGCGGGACUGCAUGGAAGCAUUGCUCAACAAGAUGAUGGCAAGCAAUUUCAACAACCCUAUCACAAUAUGGACAUCUUUCUUGAGGGAUGGCAAGCAUGUCAUUUACAAGGAGGGCAAGAACAACUUAAGAGAAGAGUUACAUGAUAGUAGUGGAGCAAGCCAUCUUGAUUUUGAGAUGAUGGCGAGCGGUGACAGCAACCCUAUCUCCCUAUCGUCAGGCCAAGGACAAGUUAAGAACAAGUUGAGAGAAGAGUUACAUGAUGAUGGUAGUGGAGCAAGCCAUCUUGAUGUCAAGAUGAUGGCGAGCGGUGACAGCAACCCUAUCUCCCUAUCGUCAGGGCAAGGACAAGUUAAGAACAAGUUGAGAGAAGAGUUACAUGAUGAUGGAUGA
This is a messenger RNA of Sycon ciliatum, 2458 nucleotides long. RefSeq lists its product as uncharacterized. Lineage: Eukaryota; Metazoa; Porifera; Calcarea; Leucosolenida; Sycettidae. Gene Ontology annotation, molecular function: Notch binding; calcium ion binding. The record is from RefSeq and is a predicted model, not a curated record. The transcript has 14 exons. Bases 383 to 2458 code for a protein of 691 amino acids.